This is a messenger RNA of Asterias rubens (European starfish), 2554 nucleotides long. Its product is annotated as integrin alpha-1-like. The transcript is spliced from 6 exons. NCBI's taxonomy places the organism in Eukaryota, Metazoa, Echinodermata, Asteroidea, Forcipulatida, Asteriidae. Bases 149 to 1831 code for a protein of 560 amino acids. The record is from RefSeq and is a predicted model, not a curated record.
AUAAGCACAACUAUCCAACCAACGGGCCCCAAAUCGACAACUGCGCCAUCAGGGGUAUUUAAUCAAGAGUUGCAAUAGUUUUGUCAUCACUAAUUUUGGAAGCCUCCUGAUCAACGAAACCGCACUAAAGAACAGUCUUCAACUAACCAUGGGGAUAGGCUUGAUAAAAGUUGCCCUAUUGGCAUCUUUGAUAGUCGCUUGCUUCAAGCAAUCAUCACUGGCUGGUACGGACAACACCAUCCUCCCAGAUGCCUUUGGUCCCGAUGUCGUGGAUGCCACCAUCGGCAAGAUAGCAAUAGUUGAACAGGCCAGCCUACUCAAACCGCAGGACAGGAUUCUGAUUCGCAUAGCAUGGGUAGAAACGCAGUUCGGCACUGCACAGCUCACUCACCCUAACUACUACGGUGGGAUAUGGCGUGUCGAUCGUGCUAUGUUUGAUGUUACUGUGGGCAUGUUCAACAUGGACAGAUACAGUGAUAUAUUUGAGGCGAUUUCAACUCACCUGGGGAUAAUCUGGGUCCAGUCUACUUGGGAACACUGCCGCCAACCUUUGUACUCCGGUCUUGCUGCUCGUCUAUUUCUUCACAACGCCAACCCGAUCAUCCCACCGGGCUGGUCUGUGGAGCAACAAGCAAUUUAUUGGCGAGACAACUACCCACACGAUCCUCCUACUGGUAAUGUGACGUAUUUUUCCGUAAGGGUCGCAGAAUUACCAGGAUGUACAAACAAGGGCAUCGAUUUGGUCUUUGUAGUUGACGGUUCUGGAAGUGUUGGACCAAGUAAUUUCGAGACGUCCAAGCAAUUUGUAAAUGACGUUGUCGAUUCAUUUGAGAUUGGUAGCGAUCGCACACGCGUUGGAGUCAUUCAGUAUUCCUCCUCUGUUAACAUCGAGUUUCACUUGAACCAAUACACGGAUAAAAGUUCACUUCAACAGGCGAUUAGUAGUAUAAAUUACAUAAGUGGAGGUACUAAUACGGAGGAGGCUUUGAAUGUCAUGGUAGAUGAAGGUUUCAAAGUUACAAACGGAGCCAGGGAGCUUGGUAUUCCACGGGUGGCAGUUGUUCUAACAGAUGGUCAAUCACAAGGAGCUGACCGUGUCCGUGUGCCAGCAGACAGAGCCCGCGAAGAGGACAUUACCAUCUUUGCCAUCGGUGUGACGGCAAACAUAAAUCAGGCUGAGCUGAACGCUAUUGCAAACAAACCGAACGAUACCUACGUGUUUGAGGUUAGCAAUUUUGAUGCUAUCGCAACAAUCGGUGCUACACUCCAAGAUACCGCAUGUGAUCAAUCUGCAGAGCUGCCUCCACUCGCCGAGCUCAACGGUACAAUCGGAGAAAACCAAGCACAGAACUUCGUUCAAGACAUACCUCCAGAAGGUAUUACCAUUAUUCUCCGAACAGCUAAUGGUACCGUAGUCAUGUAUGGAUCCACAACCCUCGAAUUGCCCAACUCGGCCCUCAACGAUUUCAUACUGACAGCCAUCGAAGGACAAGGCCCCGUGGAGAUCUUCAUUGGAGAAGGCUUCAUUGGUCAGGUGCCUAAUCAGAACGACACGAAAGCGAACAAUGAAACAAUCGGCAAACUGUAUAUCAGCAUCAAGGGAAAGCAAGCAACCAAUGUCUUCUCAUUGGUUACAGCCGAGGGUGACGUCACCAAACCAGAAGCCACCGAACCGGGAACCACCCAACCGGAAACUACCGAACCAGAAGGCACCCAACCCGACACCACCAAACCUGACAAUGGCGUUGGCAUAGUCACUACGACAGUGCCAUACAUUGCUCUGAUCAUCCUGAAUGCAUUUAUUACUGCUCGUUUGGCAAUUGCACUUUAAAUCUAAACUAAUUCGAGCUUUAUCACGCUGCCACUAUCUUGUUCAUGUUUUAAAGUUAAAAGAUCAUCAUUUAAAGUCAACAAUGAACAACAAAGUACUAGCGAAAAUUUAAACAAUAAGCAAAAUGCAAACACACACCUAUGGCAAAGACACACACCUCACCAGCACCCACCCAGAAAAGAACAAAAAACGCACGCCGUACCCAGUCUCACAAAAUACAUUAUUAUUCCAAUAUUCAGCAACACUCACAAAACCAAUUCAAGCAAACGCAAAAGAGCAUUAUAAAAAGUGUGGAGGGAGUUUGAGUGUUAAAUUCAAGUACCCCCAGUAUUUCCAGAGGCCGCAGAAAUAACGUUUGUCUCAUGUGACUACAAUAAAAGACACGACCAAAUUUGGUUUUGUUGGGGGCUGAAAUGACUAGUUUUUUAGAGGGGUGUGGUAUUAUUUACAAAGUAAAUAAUACUAAAAGGUAUUACUGUUUUUAAUUUUAAGACAUGUUUAUAUUUUCAGUAAUUAAAAACUAUUUUAAAGAGGUGUCGGUAGGAAAUUAUAUUGUUUGGUAUUAAGUAGACUAUGGUUUGGGGUUCAAGUUCAACAUACCAAGUUCCAAGUGUGGGACUGGGGACAAAACGAAGUCCACAUAUUGGGCGUUCGUUUAGCUUCCCUGGGUCAACCCGCCCGGUGUGUGGUGGGGUUUUUUUCCAGGACGAACGUUGGUAAAUA